Exophiala mesophila is the source of this 4723-nucleotide messenger RNA. RefSeq lists its product as uncharacterized. Bases 289 to 4482 code for a protein of 1397 amino acids. Gene Ontology annotation, biological process: phosphatidylinositol dephosphorylation. The transcript has 3 exons. Gene Ontology annotation, cellular component: membrane; cytoplasm. Gene Ontology annotation, molecular function: phosphatidylinositol-4,5-bisphosphate 5-phosphatase activity; phosphatidylinositol-3,5-bisphosphate 5-phosphatase activity. NCBI's taxonomy places the organism in Eukaryota, Fungi, Ascomycota, Eurotiomycetes, Chaetothyriales, Herpotrichiellaceae. The record is from RefSeq and is a predicted model, not a curated record.
CUCAUAUCAGCCAUAUCAUUGACUCACAUUCGACCGUCUCCAGGACUAUCCUGUCACCACAUCCUUCUCGCUGUACCGUCCCUCUACAAGGGGUGUCGAGUGUUCUCUUCUCACCAAGUGCCAAAUCUUGACGCAUCAUCACCACAGUACGAUCACCCUCAUCGUCCGCGUCAGCCCGCAAAGAUCCUCCACUCAAGGCAAGACGGACGUCGACCAGGACCCAUGACAAUAUCCUCUUGACCAAGCGCUCAAUGCAGCGCUCUCUGACCCUCUCUAUCCUUCCCCAACAUGUCAUUCAAAGUAUUAAUCCAUGACUACCCACACCGCACGUUGGCCUUGGCCACUGAAGAUCACGUCCUGGUCUUCCGACAUGCCCAUACACAGCCGGAGACGUCCUUGCGUAUUGGAAGCCAGACUAGCUUAUCCUCGGUCGGUGGUAGCCGUCACAAUCUAACUCCAAGAUGCAUGGUCGAAUUCUCUGAAAAGUCGGCCCUCGACCUGUCCCAUUUCCAUCCGGUUGCGUCCGCAAAGGGAACCCUUGGCGUCAUCACCCUCAACAACGAUGUCUUCUUGUGCGUUAUCACUGGCGCCGAAGAGGUCGCUACUGUCAGACCCGGCGAGACUGUUCAAAAGAUCUACUCUGUUGACUUUUAUUGUCUCAACCGCGCCGACUACGAUCAUGCCCAUGGUCCUUACCCAAAUCCCUACCCGGGUCAGACUUUUCAGUCUGAUGAUGUCGACUACGGUGGUGGCUAUGACCAGGCCGAUACCACCGCCGAACAUCCUUUCCACGCCCUAAGGAAGUUGCUCAGCGGCGGAAACUUUUAUUACAGCGUCGAUUUCGACUUGACGCGGCGCCUGCAGGACCGUGUUGGUGCUGAAUCCACCCUCGACAUUACCAGUCUAGACGAAGGUUUACUCUGGAACUCGUACAUGAUUAACCCCCUGUUGAAGUUCCGGAGCCGCCUUGCGGACCACGAACAAGUCGCUCUAGAUCACUCUCGCAUCCUCACCUCUGUCAUUCGUGGUUUUGUGAAGACCCUUCCUAUCCCAUCGUCGUCUUCCCCCAUCCGUGGAAGUGGCCAUGGGCUCCCCACCACCUUGACAGUGAUAUCCAGGCUUUCCUCACGCCGGGCAGGUACUCGUUUCAAUUCGAGAGGUAUUGACGACAACGGUAAUGUCGCAAAUUUCGUCGAGACCGAGACAGUGUUUUGGUCCCCUACCGGCCUCUGCUUUUCCUACACUCAAAUCCGCGGUAGUAUUCCCGUCUUUUGGGAGAGUUCCAGUAGUCUCAUCCCCGGACAACAAAAGAUUCAGAUUACCCGCUCCCCCGAGGCCACCCAGCCUAGUUUUGACAAACACUUUUCCAACCUUGAGAGGACCUACGGUGCUGUGCAUAUCGUCAAUCUACUGAGUGCCUUCAAGCCGGGUGAGGUCGAAUUGACCGAACGAUAUCGACAUCACAUUGCCAGGAGCCCUCUGCGACAAAGCCAGGAAGGUGAACUCGAAGAGCACCAUCUCAUGCGGGAAACAGAAUUCGAUUUUCAUGAGCGCACCAAAACCAUCGGCUACGAAGGGGCCAAGGCUAUAAAACCUUUCCUGGACGAUAGUGCAGAGUCAUUCGUCUACUUUCUCUCGGAAGAAAUCGUCGAUGAAACCGUCGUACAUGGAAAGACCGUCAAAGUUAGACGACCUGUCGUGGUAAUGCAACAAAACGGUGUGUUUCGUGUCAAUUGCCUUGAUUGCCUCGAUCGGACCAAUCUCAUCCAGGGCCUAAUCAGUCAGAUGGCCAUCGAGCUUUUCUUGUCUCACCGAGAUGAACGAGCCAAUUCGGAUUUCUGGAUGCGACAUUCUGCCCUCUGGGCGGACAACGGCGAUACAUUGUCAAAGAUCUACGCCGGCACAGGGGCCUUAAAAAGUUCCUUCACCCGACAUGGCAAGAUGAGUCUUGCAGGUGCCUUUGCUGAUGCCAGAAAAAGUGCCACUCGGCUCUAUGUCAAUCAUUUUGAAGAUAAAUCCAGGCAAAAUACAGUUGACCUGCUUCUAGGUAGACUGGUCGGACAGAGUAGCGUUGAUUUGUAUGACCCUGUCAAUGACUGGGUUGUAGCCGAGGUGAACCGGAGGAGGGCUGAGUUUGAGACGAGGGACCACAUCAAAAUCUUCAUGGGCACAUACAACCUUAACGGCAAGACGAGUGGGGCUGGAGAAGACCUUAGUCAGUGGCUAGACGUCCAUGGGAAAGGCUUUGACGUUGUAACAGUGGGAUUUCAAGAAAUUGUGGAACUCAGCCCUCAACAGAUCAUGAGCACCGACCCAAACCGGCGAAUGCUCUGGGAAACCGCCGUCAGAAACUGUCUCAACGGCGCUGUGCUGAGUGAAAAGAGUGACGAGCUUUCUAUCGAAGGAGAUCAAUAUGUCCUCCUGAGAAGCGGACAACUUGUUGGCGCGGCGCUCUUGAUUUUUGUCCGUUCCAGUCUUCUCGGACGCAUCAAAAAUGUCGAGGGUGCCAUCAAGAAAACCGGGAUGAGCGGUAUCGCUGGCAACAAAGGGGCCGUUGCCAUUCGAAUGGACAUUGAGAGUACAUCUGUGUGCUUCGUUACAGCCCACUUGGCCGCGGGGUUUGGAAAUUACGAGGAAAGAAACCGAGACUACAACACAAUCACAUCGGGACUCAGGUUUCAACGGAACAGAGGGAUCGAGGACCAUGAAAUCGUGGUUUGGGCUGGAGAUUUCAAUUAUCGCAUCGGUCUCGGAUAUGACAAGACAAAGGCGAUUGUCAACGAGGCCAUUAUUGGAAACGAAAGGAUUAGAGAGGAAGCAUUGGGAAAACUCUACGAAAAUGAUCAACUCAACAUCCAGAUGGUGGCUGGAAACUGCUUCAACUUCUACCGAGAGGGCAGAGUUCGGUUUCUGCCUACAUAUAAAUACGACAUUGGAAGGGAUGACUUCGACUCGAGUGACAAACAACGCAUUCCCGCUUGGACUGACAGAGUGCUUUGGAAGGUCAAUCACAACAGUACCCAGCUUGGGGAGGAUCUCGGCUCCAAGAUGAAGCAGCUGGACUACAACAGUGUCAUGUCAUUGAAAUUUAGCGACCAUCGGCCAGUGUUUGCCACGUUCGAGAUGGGAGUGCGUGUGAUAGAUGAGGCAACGAAGGAAGCUCUCAUCAAGAAGCUUUAUACCAAAAAGGCACGGGAUAUCAAGCUCAAAGGCACGGAAUCGACCGAGGACUUUUCUGACCUUGGUUCAGAGGAAGAUGAGACGGAAAGUGUCAUGGGAUACGAAAGUAUCCAAGAAGGGCUCCCUCCUGCCAGUAGCGACAAACGCAAGUGGUGGCUCGAUGGAAACAAAGGCGCUAGAAGUGUGAUUCGACCGCCACAAGAAAACAUGGCUUUGAACAAGCACCGCGAGGCAAACCCGUGGAAAGACUCGAGCGAAGACGAUUGGGUGGAAGUUAAAAGACCUCUCGGUAGCAAUGGAGACCAAGCAAACGCGAGCACCAGCCGUACUCAGAGUCGAGCUUCAACACGCAAGCCUCUUCCACCGCCGGCGAGAAGAAGGAUGGUUCCACCAGCCUGGGACGGAGAGCGCAUGGCCAAUCCUACCGAGAUCAAACCCUACGGCCGGUCUGUUUCUUCAGCGCCUCAUGCUUCUUCUGGAUCACGAAGUCGUGCCGAUUCAUCACCAUUACGAAAUACAAAUAUAUCUCCUACAGCAGCAUCUUCUUCUCUCCCACCACCACGAAUGCCGGAACGGUCAUCAUCUUCCGCAACAAUCACGAGAAAAGCGCCUCCGCCUAAACCUGCGAAACCUAUGACCUUGACGACCUCGGCGAGCCAGGUGGCCGUACCCAAUGUCUCACUUCUUCCAGGACCAGUCAUCUCACCACUCGCCCCGAUUUCCAGAUCAGACGUCAGUGUUUCACAGGACCAUCCGAGUCCCAGACAGCAAUACGGCGGUGGCACAGACGGUGCGAUGGACAGCAACGAUGACGCGCCGCCACCACCGUUGCCCCGCCGCACAGGAACCGCGAGCUCAACAGCAUCUUCGUACGUUUCAGCGCAAGGAUCGCUCUCGCACAGUAACUCCAUAUCUCACUCGACACAUCAUUCAUUCGCAUCAAGUGUCAGCGGCAGUCUCGCCAACAGGACUCGGACACCUAGCACUUCCACUCCACCGCCUUCGCUCACUCGAAUCACGCAGCUGCAAAAAGACGGCGGGGUAGGCAAAAAUUCUGGCGAAAGUCCUCCAGGGCCACCAUUGCCACCGAGACGCGACACGAAUGGUGCGAUGUCUGUGCAUGGGCAGUCUCGAAGUGCUACUCCUGUGGGAACUAGCGCUGGGACGAGAACGCGUGAUUUGAUGAUGGAUGAUGAUGUGGGUAGCAGCAGUGACGUUGGUGCUAGUCACAGUGUCGACACGCAAGGUCGAUCGACGACGGGGAGUGCGUUGGACAAGUAUAAGCCGCUGUUGCCCAGUUAAGUUGGAUGGUUCCGCAUGCAGAUCGGUUUGCGCAUGGAGGGUUGAGUUUGCUCUUGGUUCGUGGGGAGACCACCAUGACGUUGUUUGAGAACAUGCUCCUCGAUGGGCCGAGGCGGCUACUGUAUCAGUCCCGCACCAAUUAUAUAGUCUCCUGUGAUGGCUGUGAGACGAGAGGUGGAUGAUAGAUAUGAUAGAUUUGGCAUUGUCACAGAGCUCCCACCCGCUGAUUGUCAUGUUUUUG